Messenger RNA from Diplodia corticola, 1164 nucleotides. Its product is annotated as ubiquinone menaquinone biosynthesis-related protein. Bases 1 to 1164 code for a protein of 387 amino acids. The record is from RefSeq and is a predicted model, not a curated record. The transcript has a single exon. NCBI's taxonomy places the organism in Eukaryota, Fungi, Ascomycota, Dothideomycetes, Botryosphaeriales, Botryosphaeriaceae.
AUGGGCAGCAAAUCCGCGGCCUCGCCGCCGCCGCCGCCGCCCAAGAAGGGGCCCACGAAAGCAUCGAAAGCAUCGAAAGCACCGAAAACACCGAAAGCCUCCUCCAACACGAAGACGGCCAAACCGCUCGCCUACACACCGCGAUCCCACCCACCGCGCCUCAAAGCCGUGCAGGCCACCAUCGAUGCGCAGAAGCCGCCGCCGCCGCUCGCGCGCAGCCGGCGCAUUCCACUCAUCGGGGCAUGCUUCGUCGGCGCGGGCAUCGCCUUUUACUUCGCGUCCGUGGGCUACUCGAUGCUGCACCCGUACCAGCCGCAGCACGCGGUGCCCGCGGACGCGUCGGACCGCUUCGACCGCACGGCCGCGACGUACGACGAGGACAUUGGCGCGACGGAGAAGACGCUCGGCCUGGACCGGCUGCGGCGCAAGCUGGUGAGCGCGGCGAGCGGCGACGUGCUCGAGGUCAGCGCGGGGACGGGCAGGAACACGCGGUUCUACGAUUGGGGCAAGGUGAGGAGCUUGGUGCUGCUGGACCAGAGCGCGCCGAUGCUCGAGGUGGCGAGGGAGAAGUGGGAGGAGCUGAAGAGGGAGAAGGAGAUGAGGAACAAGAACAUGGUCGGCUUGACGGAGAAGAUUGGGAGUGUGGACUUCAGGGUGCAGAGCGCAUUCGAGCCUAUUGCUGGCCCAAAGCUGGAGAAGGCCCCGACAAAUGCUGAGGAGGCGGGCAAGUUCGAUACCAUCGUGCAGACCAUGGGGCUGUGCUCCACAUCGCAGCCGGAGAAGCUGCUACAGCACAUGGAUGAAGUGCUAAAGAAGGACGGGAAGAUAUUACUGUUGGAGCACGGAAAGGCGUCUCACGACUGGCUGAAUAGUUUUCUGGACAAGGCUGCCGCAGGACACGCAGACAAACACGGUUGCUGGUGGAAUAAGGAUAUCGGAGCCAUUGUCGAAAGCAGCGGGCUGGAGGUGGUUCAAAUAAGCAGACCCUGGUAUCACUUUGGCACUACAUGGUGGGUCGAACUGCGGAAAAACCAGAAGGUGCAGGCGGAGAUGGCAAUGCGGAAUUCACUAGAACGUGAAUCACAGCAGCGGGACGGAACAGAGGCAGAGGCCGGAAAAGGCGGCUGGUUCGGUGGCUGGUUCGGCGGAUGGAGGUUGUCGUAG